Molecule: messenger RNA, 3209 nt
Organism: Jaculus jaculus (lesser Egyptian jerboa)
Lineage: Eukaryota; Metazoa; Chordata; Mammalia; Rodentia; Dipodidae
Gene: Il36r
Product: interleukin 1 receptor like 2
Exons: 11
Coding region: 99-1787 (562 amino acids)
Biological process (GO): signal transduction; regulation of inflammatory response
Molecular function (GO): interleukin-1, type I, activating receptor activity
Source: RefSeq, a predicted model, not a curated record
CCUCGGGGUCGCCUCCCCCUCCUGGCAGCUAGGGGGCAGAAAAGGAUGCUGCCGCGGCUUCCCACGGCGCCCCAGCGCUCCAGGUCCCUCAGCACAACAUGGGGGUGCGGUCCCUGCUGCUCUGCGGGGUGUCUAUCGCGUUUCCACUUCUUGUGACAGCAGAUGCAUGCAAAGAUGAAAAUGUGCAAAAUGAAACCGUUGCAGAGGACCAGCCUUUUGCUUUCAAUUGCACACUCUUUCCAACAACGAAUGGGGUAGUAAAUGUGACGUGGCAUAAAACUUCUAGCAAGAUUGCACUCUCCAAAGACAUACAGUUGAGAAUUCAUCAGGAACAUACCUGGAUUUUGUUUCUUCCUUUGGCACAGGAGGACUCGGGAAUCUACCAUUGUGUUAUAAAGAACACUGAUGGUUGUUACAGAAUACCUCUAAACCUAACUGUGUUUAAAAAACAUUGGUGUGACCCCUCCAGAAGAAGCCCUGCAAACUUAUCAGAUGAUUAUAUACAAAUAUUACCCACUGGAAAAUCCGGCAGCCUGACAUGCCACAUGCACUUCCCAAAGAGCUGUGUUUUGGAUUCUGUAAAGUGGUAUAAGGGUUGUGAAGAGAUUAAAGCAGGGAAGCAGUUUGCUCCUUCAAGAAUGAGGCUUCUUGUGUACCACACCUCUGCUGAGGAUGGUGGGAGCUAUGCAUGCACAGCCAGACUGACACAUGCGGGGAGAACGUACCUUGUUAGAAACAGCAUUAUUGUGAGCACCACAGGAGUGGGAAGUGGAAGACGAAUCCCCAACAUCACUUAUCCAAGGAAUAAUUCCAUUGAAGUACGACUCGGCUCCAUCCUCACUGUGGAUUGCAAUAUCACAGACGUGAAGGAGAACACAAACCGCCGGUGCUGGAGAGUGAACAACACCCUGGUAAAUGACAACUACAGCAGCUCCAAGCGCAUCAGAGAAGGCAUCGAAUCCAAUGUUUCUUACACAGAUCACAUUUUUUAUACGGUGAACAUAACCUUCUUAGAAGUGAAAAUGGAAGACUAUGGCCAUCCUUUCACAUGUCAUGCUGGAAUGUCUUCAGCCUACAUCAUACUCAGACUCCCAGCUCCAGAUUUUGAAGCUUACUUGAUAGGGGGGCUUGUCACUUUGGUCGUCUUGGUUGUACUCGUUCUGUGCAUUUACCACAACUUUAAGAUUGACAUUGUACUGUGGUACCGGCGUGCCUUCCUGUCUACGAGGGCUAUAGAAGAUGGGAAGCUGUAUGAUGCCUAUGUCUUAUACCCCAAGUGUCCACAAGAAAGCCAGGGACAUGACGUGGACACACUGGUACUGAAGCUCCUACCUGAGGUGCUGGAGAAACAGUGUGGAUAUAAGUUAUUUAUAUUUGGCAGGGACGAAUUCCCUGGACAAGCUGUUGCCAAUGUCAUUGACGAAAGUGUGAAGCUUUGUAGAAGGCUGAUUGUCACUGUUGUCCCUGCAUACCCCAGUUUUGGCCUGCUUAACAUGUCAGCAGAACAAAUUGCCAUCUACAAUGCCCUAAUCCAGGAUGGCAUGAAGGUCAUCCUGAUUGAACUGGGGAAAGUCGAAGACUAUGGCACCCUGCCCGAGUCCAUUCAGUACAUCAGACAGAAGCAUGGGGCCAUCCAGUGGAGAGGGGACUUCACAGAGCAGUCACAGUGUGCCAAGAGCAAGUUUUGGAAAAAAGUGAGAUACUGUAUGCCACCCAGAAGGUAUUCACCAUCUUCUUCAGUCCAGCUGCAAGAACACACACCCUGUGAUGGCACAGCUGGCGAGUGAGAUACUGGCAUGGGGGCUCAUCACCCACGGAUGGAGAGUUGCCAUCAUGGGGAGGAUCACAGCUGGAUGUGGAUGGAUUUGCCCCUGAAGCUUGCCAUUUGUGCUUGUGACAGAGCUUAAAUUCAUGUUUUAUUGUUGUUGUUUUGCUCAGAGCUGCUUCUUUAGGCAAAGUGCAUCUUGCAUGUUAACUCCAUGGCUCCUGAACAUUCACAACCUCUCUUCAGAUGGGGAAGCUAUAGCAUCAUGGACCUGUGGGAGUAACAUGCAGAGGACUGUAGAGAUGGCAGUUCAGGCAUCAGAACCUUUGAAAGCUUGAUAUGGGAACUUGGGCAGUAGGACAUGCCAGGACGGUAUCCUAUGGCUUGGGAAAGGUUGGUAAGGAGGAUAACACAGAGUUUGUACCUGUCCAGUGUCGACAGGACUCUGGAUCACAGGCUAUUAAUACUUGCUGGGUCUGAGUCCACCUUACUCUCCACUGUAGAUAGAGAGCUGUAACCACAACCUUAAUAUAAUGCUCCUGAAAGCCAUUUAGAGGCCACCUGGACCUGUGGGCUCCAAUCUUUGAUGAGCUUUUCUUCGUUAAACCAAAUUAAGAAUUUUCUACUUUUCCUUUUAGACGCCGGUGUCCACCAGAAUGCUGAAGCACAUUUGUGAGACAGUCACCACUGGGGUGGUGUCAUUUGAUUUCAAGUACAUCUGUAUGAACUUUAUUUUCCUUUAUUUAUUUCAGAGAGAGAAAGAGAGGAAGAUGGGGCAGGGGAGAGAGAGAUAAUGGGCAUGCCAGGCUUCCAGCCACUGCAAAUGAACUCCAGAUGCAUGUGACACCUUGUGCAUCUGGUUUACAUGGUCCCUGGCGAAUCAAACUGAGGUCUUUUGACUUUUCAGGCAAGUGCCUUAAACACUAAGCCAUCUCUCCAGCCCUGCAUAAACUUUUGAUUAGUGAUAAUACCCUCAUCAUAGGUCAGUUUGUGAUUUUAUUCUAAAAAUUUCCUGUUAACCUCUGUCACUACUACCCAAGGCAUUACCUUGAGGAAAACAGUUAUAGCCAUAUAUGUUAAGCUGAGGUUGACACACAGUUCUAAGAAAUGAUCUACACAGCAGUAAGGAAAAAUGACACAAUGAAAGUUGAAGAAAAAUGGUUGAACCUGGAACAGAUCAUUCUCAGUGAACUCACCCAAUCACAGAAAGAUAAUCAUUGCAUAGUUUCAUUCAUCUGUGGCUCCUAACCUCAAUCUGCCUGAGAUGCUGAUAUACCUAAUAAACAUAUUGAGGGCCAGACAAUAGGGAGGGUGGGACAGGAGGAGAGGGUAAGAAUGGGGGUAGGGAAUACAAAACUGGACCCACAUGGUAAUGGUACCAUAAAAUUCUACAUCAUAAAAGACAGACAUAAAAGACAGGUCUUUAGAAGGAACACCUGAAUCA